This is a messenger RNA of Penicillium salamii, 1137 nucleotides long. The record is from the annotation of a GenBank genome assembly. Lineage: Eukaryota; Fungi; Ascomycota; Eurotiomycetes; Eurotiales; Aspergillaceae.
AUGGGCGACCAAGACAUUAUGAAGUCCCAUGGACCCCCAUCUUCGGACCAACUCACAUGCACAUUCCACUCGAAAUGUCGUCCAGUGAAUCCCACUGGGGAAACUCCAAAAGAGCUCAGAAAACGCCUUGAAGAAGUCUAUAUGUCUGGUCGGCCUCUAUUCACCAAGAAAAACAUUCGCUACGCAUGGGCGCAGACCAAGCGGACACCCGGCAAUGGUGGCAAACUGUACUCUAAGGAUUUCAGGGGAAACACAAUCGAGCACGAUGUCACUAUGGGAAGAUCCCAUGAUUGGGAUCAUCAUCUCUGCGGAGGAUGCCAGGAGCACCAGCGAUAUGCUAUGUGGAGCAAUUUUUCUCUUUUCUACGUGAGCAAAGAUACUUUGAAGGCAAAUUUGAAGAACAAGAACGACGAUGCACUGCUUAGUCCUGUCUCCAUCUUGCAUCGGGGAUAUCUCGUGGAUGCCAAAACCAAUCAAGCCCUCCCACCAGUUCCUACCAUUGAAUUUGAACGGGUGAACAUGGUGAAUCGGAUCAGAAACUAUGAAUGGAAGGGAAGUCUGGCAUGCAGAAAACUCAAGGCUAUAUUGUCUGCUUCUGCCCAAGCCCACGACAUCAAGAAAACAAUCAGUUUUGCCCUUGGUUGCUUCUCCAGUACCGCGCUACAUUAUUGCGAAUGCAAGAGAUCAAUGGCUCAACACGCGCUCCUCCGAACACUAAAGGAGUGGCUACAGAAGAAAAAUGGCAGCAAGAGUCCAUGCUAUGCCCAGGAUCCCGGCUACAAUUCAAUAGACAAGCGGAUACUGGGGGAGAGUGGUAUACAAGUGAUUGAUGACCCGUGUGGCUGGCUUGAGGUUGACGAGCAAUCAAUGGUGGUCUCAAUUGGAGCCAGUCUUCCUGUCAAGGAAAUCAUCGCGGAUAUUGCUCGGCCUGCAGUUAUCAUUUGGGAACGUGUCGGUGUCACAGAAGCAAUUGGUUUGGCGGGGGAUUCUGACAUUGCAGAUCCUGGUUCAUUGCGCGUCCUACAAAUGAUGGAGGACUAUGAGGUGCAUGAAUUUGGUGCUGGCGAAGAAUUGUCCGCAUGGGGUAGUCUUGGGCUCUAUAUUCGGAAGUCGAAAACGGCCCCGAAUUUCAGAUAA